AUGCCAUCGAAGGCGAAAAAAACCCAAAAUAAAAAGUCGACGAAAGCUGCUCGACGGGCCGUCACUGCCGGCAAGACUCUUACGAAGGGCACCCAAAACAUUGACGAGGACGUCAAGUGUGCUCCCAAGGACUUCAAUGAGGAGUCCGAAUGGGAGAUUGAGCAAUUCGGGGGAUUGUACCUCUGCUGGGGUAAGAAGAAAGUACGAAAAGAAGAUGGAAGCAUCGGUCGCGAGUAUUAUCUCAAAGAUGAUAAAGAUCAUCGUAUUUGGAUCAAGUGGACCGUUGCUUUCCACGACAAGAUCCGCUGGUCCGCUGAGAAACAAUCCAGCUUGAUUGGUGUCUCCAAGGACGCAAUCAAGAAGAUUGUCAACGACAAGAAGGCGUGGCCUAUGCCUUCCGCCUCCGACGGCGUCAAGACUGGCUGGAAGGAACGCCGUGCCAUCUGCAGCAACGUCGGCAUCACCGAGUGGGCUCCAUCUGGCAAAGAGGCCGGCAAGAGGUACAACCUUGUCGACCCCGAAUUGCCCAUCACCCAGUCGGAGAUCGAAGACACCGACGAAGAGACCGACGAAGAGGACUCCUCCAACUAG
This is a messenger RNA of Oikopleura dioica, 591 nucleotides long. The record is from the annotation of a GenBank genome assembly. Lineage: Eukaryota; Metazoa; Chordata; Appendicularia; Copelata; Oikopleuridae.